UUGUUAUAAAAAAAAAAACAUGUUUAUGUCACAGUGGAAGAGAUCAAAGAUACCGAAACUGUGUAUAAAUUUUGAGCCAAAGGACCAAUUUUUUUCUUCGUUGUCUUCUUCUUUGUCUAUGCAUUCUGGAAAUUGAGGGUUUUGGCCGAAAACAGGGAAAGGGUCCGAGGACUUAGGCGUCGUUGGAUUGCUAAUUUCUUCGGCAAUUCAAUAUCGGUAUUGUCUUGUCGAAUCGUGAGUGAUGAUGUGGAGGAGUGUUGCGAGAUUCGCGUCGGUGGCUAGGACCGGCGGAUCACGGCGGUGCUUGUCGACGGCGAUUCCCGGGCCUUGCAUUGUCCACAAGCGUGGCGCCGAUAUUCUUCAUGAUCCCUGGUUCAACAAGGAUACAGGCUUUCCUUUGACUGAGCGAGACAGAUUGGGGCUCCGGGGCCUGCUUCCGCCUCGUGUGAUAUCCUUCGAGCAGCAAUAUGCCCGUUUCAUGGAGUCUUUUCGAUCCCUAGAGAGAAAUACACAGGGGCAGCCAGAGAAUGUUGUAUCAUUAGCGAAAUGGAGGAUUUUGAAUCGAUUGCAUGACCGUAACGAGACUUUGUACUACCGAGUCCUUAUCGAUAAUAUCAAAGAUUUUGCCCCGAUUAUAUACACUCCCACGGUUGGGCUGGUUUGUCAGAACUACUCGGGACUGUAUAGAAGACCACGGGGAAUGUACUUCAGCGCAAAAGACAAAGGAGAGAUGAUGUCUAUGAUAUAUAAUUGGCCUGCUGAGCAGGUAGAUAUGAUAGUCAUUACAGAUGGUAGCCGUAUUCUCGGCCUGGGUGAUCUUGGAGUCCAGGGAAUUGGAAUUCCUAUCGGGAAGCUUGAUAUGUAUGUCGCUGCAGCGGGCAUCAAUCCACAGAGAGUUUUGCCGGUUAUGUUAGAUGUGGGCACAAAUAAUGAGAAGCUCCUAGAAAACCAUCUCUAUUUAGGACUUCGAGAACGUAGGUUGGAAGGAGAAGAGUAUCUUGAGAUUGUUGAUGAAUUCAUGGAAGCUGUAUUCACACGAUGGCCGAAGGCUGUUGUGCAGUUUGAAGAUUUCCAAAUGAAAUGGGCUUUUGAAACUUUGGAAAGAUAUCGGAAAAGGUUCUGCAUGUUCAACGAUGAUGUCCAGGGAACUGCUGGUGUUGCUCUGGCUGGACUUUUGGGAACGGUAAGAGCCCAAGGUCGGCCUUUGACAGACUUUGUAAACCAAAAGAUUGUCGUGGUCGGAGCUGGGAGUGCAGGGCUUGGAGUGCUUAAGAUGGCAGUGCAGGCAGCUGCGAGGAUGGCUGGCAUUAGUGAGACAGCUGCAAUGAAAAACUUUUACCUGAUAGAUAAAGACGGACUUAUCACCAAGGAGAGGACAAACCUCGACCCAGCAGCAGCCCCUUUUGCUAGAGAUCUAGGUCAGGUUUCAUGUCUUCGUGAAGGAUCAGGUAUCGUCGAAGUGGUGAAGGAGGCGAGGCCGCAUGUUCUUCUUGGUCUGUCUGGAGUCGGCGGUAUCUUCAAUGAAGAGGUUCUCAAGGCAAUGCGAGGAUCCGAUUCGAACAGACCUGGCAUUUUUGCUAUGUCGAAUCCUACCUUGAAUGCCGAAUGCACUGCUGCUGACGCUUUCAAGCACGCCGGAGAAAACAUAGUCUUUGCAAGUGGAAGCCCCUUUCAGAACGUCGACCUCGGCAAUGGUAAAAGAGGCCAUGUGAAUCAGGCAAACAACAUGUACCUAUUUCCCGGGAUCGGGUUAGGAACGCUUCUAUCUGGCGCACGUAUCGUGACUGACGGAAUGCUUCAAGCAGCAGCCGAAUGCCUCGCAUCCUACAUGACGGAGGAAGAGGUCAAGAAGGGCAUCCUUUAUCCUUCUAUCAACAACAUCCGACACAUAACAGCGGAGGUCGGGGCUGCUGUCUUAAGAGCAGCUGUAAAGGAAGACAUUGCAGAAGGCCACGGUGAUGUCGGACCCAAAGAGCUGAGCCAUUUCUCUAAGGAGGAUACGGUGAACUACAUAACGCGCAACAUGUGGUACCCCGUCUACAGCCCUCUCGUUCACGAGAAAUAAAUCCCCCGUUCCGUUACCACAUCCCAAAAAUAAAAUAAAAAAUAUUUAUUCCUCUGAUUAUUAUUUUUUUCUUAUUAUUAUUAUUAUUAUUCUGAUAAUGAAUCUGUCUUGUCUUACAAAAGAAACAGGGGGAAGUGGGGGGAAUGUUCGUUUCCCUAUUUUUUCUCUUCAAUUGCUUUUUUUUUUUGUUAGGUUAAUGUAAUGUCCAGAGCUAGCUCUUAGUGAUUACACUUACACAAACCAUACUUACAUUUUUCCCUCUGACAUUGUUCCUCAAGUGCUGGAACUCAUUGAACUUUUGCCCUAAUAAAUAAAGAAGAAUUUUAUUUUCAAA
Molecule: messenger RNA, 2399 nt
Organism: Tarenaya hassleriana
Lineage: Eukaryota; Viridiplantae; Streptophyta; Magnoliopsida; Brassicales; Cleomaceae
Product: NAD-dependent malic enzyme 2, mitochondrial-like
Exons: 18
Coding region: 242-2065 (607 amino acids)
Biological process (GO): malate metabolic process; pyruvate metabolic process
Cellular component (GO): mitochondrion
Molecular function (GO): malate dehydrogenase (decarboxylating) (NAD+) activity; NAD binding
Source: RefSeq, a predicted model, not a curated record